Messenger RNA from Symbiodinium sp. CCMP2592, 2052 nucleotides. The record is from the annotation of a GenBank genome assembly. NCBI's taxonomy places the organism in Eukaryota, Dinophyceae, Suessiales, Symbiodiniaceae.
AUGCCAUCUCUGGUCAUCCUGGAGCAGUUCUUGCUCGCCAUGACCUUCCUUCACACAGUCCAUGCGGUGCGUCCUGCCCUUGAAGAGAAGGACCGUGAAGUCGAGCCGCAGCCCAGAAAUUACGAAUUGAAAAAUGCACCAGAUCCCAAGUGCCCUGGAGGCUCGGUGGCCACUGCAUGGGAGGAAUACACAUCUUAUGGGAGCUGGAUUGGCAAGCACGGGCAAUGGUUGCACCAUGAGUGCGAGAAGUGCAUGAAACCCGGGGACACGGGCAUUCCAAGUUGCUACGGAAUCAGAAAUCCUGUUGCAACUACAACUUGCAGGGAUCUACACGGCUGCGAAUGCUAUGUGAUGAAGGGAGAGAGCAUCAAGACGUGCGCCCAAUACAAGACGAUCACGCACGUGUACAUGAAGUGCUGCAAUGGUUUCCUUCAGUGCAGGCCGUGCGAAGACGCGAAGAAGGAUUGCAGCGAAAUGGCCUGGGACAGGCAGUGCCAGGUGGAGGAGAAGGAGCCUCAAUACCACCGUAAUCUCAUCCGCAAGGGAAUUCUUGCAUUGUUUGCGUGGGGCACCGCCUUUAACAUGGUGUUCAUUCGCUCCGGGCUGGCUGAGAUCACAGACCUUGUCUGCGAAGAGCUUGCAAGGUUUCAGCAAGCGAUGACUGUAAACACGUGCUUGAAGGGACUUUACAGGCACGGUGCAGCUGCUUGCGCUUGCAUCACGUAUGACUUGCGAGUGAAGAAGAGGCUGAGCGGACUGUGCGAGAGUCUGCUAAAACUAGAUGCAGUCAUCUGCACCGCCUGCAUCGGCACCUGCGCCAAGGCGAAGCAAUGGCCAUGGUCCAUCGAAGAGUUUUCCCACAUGAUGACCGCCGGUCUCGAGCUUGACGUCGUGGCAUGCGGAGUUGUGUUGAGUGCAUCUAGCACCUGUGGAAGAUGGGAAGGAGCAUCGACGCUGCUCGCCACCAUGCGGGAGCAGACAACCGAAGCAAAUGUUGUGAACUACAACUCAAGCCUGAGUGCGUGCGAGAAAGCCUUUUCGUGGGUGCAGUCUGCUGAAAUGUUUGAUCGCAUGGCAAUGGUAACGGUAGAGGCAGAUUUGAUCACGUACAGCGCGUUAGCCAACGGGGUGGAGGCAAAAGGAUACUGGAGGACGGCGGUGGACAUCCGCUCCCAACUUCGCGAACGAGGCUUGCAGGCAGAUGUUGUCCUGGGCAACACAGUGAUCAGUGCCAUGGAAAAAGGCAAUCAGUGGACCGUCGCGAUCAGUCUUCUUGACCAGAUGAGUCUGUCGCAUCUGAAGACCACUGAAAUCACCGUCAACUCUGUGAUCAGCGCCUGCGAGAAGGGCUUGCAGUGGAAGCGGGCGGAGUCAUUGCUGUACACUCGUCCAUCAGACUGUGGAUCAGGGCAGCUGCGUGUGGCAGGCGAUACUUUCGCGUACAACUCAUUGAUGAGUGCCUAUGAGGAGUGCGGCCUGUGGAUGCAAGGGCUCAGUGCCCUAUCAUUGAUGUCGAGCAAGCACGUCCGGGCCGACGUAGUGACUUUUACCUCAUCCAUCGGUGCUUGCGAGUGGGAGCACUCCUACAUUCUGUUGCAUGUCAUGCCGGGACGUCGGAUCGUUCCAAACGUGGUGGCCAUGAGCUCUGCAAUCAGCUCAGCAGAAAAAGGUGAUCAAUGGGAGCUUGCGCUCUCUACUUUGGUACUGAUGUUGAAGCUGAAGGUCUCGCCAAACGAUGUGAGCUUCAACAGUGCCAUCAUCGCUUGUGCUCGUGGUGGGAAGUGGGAGCUGGCUCUGCACAUCCUUUCGCAGAUGUUAGAUCUACAUCUGGCACCUGACUUGUUCACAGGCACCUCCACUGUCUGGGCACUGGAAACAACCGGGGAGUGGCAGCAAGCACUCGACUUCCUGAGAUGUAUGCCUCAAACCCGCGCGAAGCCCAACGUUUUCGGUUGUGCCUCCGAUGUCAACAUCUGCGAACGUCAAGGUGAUUGGCAGAAGGGCACUAGGUUGAUUGACAUCUUGUCGCAGGUGGCGAUGCUACGCAUCUAG